This is a messenger RNA of Colletotrichum higginsianum IMI 349063, 1602 nucleotides long. Its product is annotated as Maltose permease MAL31. Gene Ontology annotation, molecular function: carbohydrate:proton symporter activity. The transcript has 4 exons. Gene Ontology annotation, biological process: carbohydrate transport; transmembrane transport. Bases 1 to 1602 code for a protein of 533 amino acids. Lineage: Eukaryota; Fungi; Ascomycota; Sordariomycetes; Glomerellales; Glomerellaceae. Gene Ontology annotation, cellular component: membrane. The record is from RefSeq and is a predicted model, not a curated record.
AUGGCUACCCACCACGACGGCUAUGAAGCCGAAAAAGUCGACUCCAACGCCAAGCACCUCGAACUGAGCGCCGACUCCCAGCUGGCCCAGGCGGCCGACUUUGAAGACCACGAGCUGGGCAUCUGGAAGUCUUUCGUCCGCUACCCGUGGGCGUCCGCCUGGUGCGUCUACGCCUGCUGGACCAUCAUCCUCCUCAGCUUCGACGUCCAGGCGGCGGGGGCCGUCGUCGGCAUCCCCGAGUUCCGCAAGGACUUUGGAUACGCUUUCGAGGGCGACUACGUGCUCCCGGCCGUGUGGCAAUCUUCCUUCAGCGGCGCCCCCGUUGCAACCGCCGUCAUCUCGUCUAUUGCCUCGGCCGAGUUGGCGGACUGGAUCGGGAGAAAAAAGGUCCUCGCCCUCGCCCUUCUCAUAUCCUUCGUCGCCGUUGCCAUUGAGUUCAUUGCCACCACCAAUGCCAUUUUUUUUAUAGGAAAAUUGCUUAAUGGUUUCAUGGUUGGCGCUGUCGGCACGAUCAUGGUCUCUUACAUCGGCGAGAUCACCCCCUUGGCUCUGCGCGGCAUCUUCACCUGCGGCGUUGGCGUAGCGUACGGCAUCGGCCCCCUGGUCGCUUUCAUCGUCAUCAACUACACGGGGACGGUCCAGUCUCGCUGGGCGUACCGUACGGUCUUCUGCUGUCAGUUCGGGUUUGCAGGAGUUGCGGCCAUUCUCUGGCCAUUCAUGCCCGAGUCCCCGUGGUGGCUCGUCUCAAAGGGAAAGAAAGAAGAGGCCCUCAAGAGCCUAGGCAGACUUGGCCACACCGGCAAUGAAGGACGGGCGAAGCUUGCUCUCAUCGAACGCACGUUGGAAGAGGUCCGCGAGGAGACGGAAGGCGUCACAUAUGUAGAGUGCUUCAAAAAGUCCAACCUGCGACGAACAAUCAUCAGCAUCAUGCCCUUGAUCAUCCAGGCUUUCAGCGGCAUCGCAUGGGUUGCCGGUUACUUCACUUAUUACCUUCAACUCGCUGGCUACUCUACCUCAAUGAGCUACCAGCUUCAGAUUGCCCAACCCGUUCUCUCCAUUGUCGGCAACCUGAUGGCUGCCGCUGUCAUUGACAGAGUAGGCCGGAGAAACCUCACGUUCUAUGGCCUGGGCAUCCUCACGGCGUUCCUCCUCAUCACGGGAGGGCUAGGGACAGGCACCACCCAACCCAUGAUAAAGGGAACCGUGGCUUUCAUUCUCAUCUACAGCUGGUGGUACAACGUCUCCAUCGGGUCGACCGCCUUCUCUCUCCUUGCCGAAACCUCGACAUCGCGGCUCCGGGCCAAGACCGUCGCCAUCGGGUACGCGUCGCAGAACUCGAUCAACGUCAUGUGGCAGUUUGUGAUCCCUUACAUGUUCAACCCGGACAAGGCCAACCUGGGCGCCAAGACCGCCUUCAUCUUUGGCGGGCUGUGCUUCUUCUCGCUGCUCUACCUCUGGUACUUCCAGCCCGAGACCGGCGGCCGCUCGUACGAAGAGCUCGAUGAGAUGUUCAAGAAGGGCGUUCCGGCCAGGAAGUUCAAGACGUACAAGUCCACCAUGCAGAUGCGGAACGAGGCCGCUGCGCAAGGUGUCGGUCAUUGA